CAAUACCUGAAAAACCUUGCCGCAUCAGUAUUCAGUAAACAAAAAUAAAUAAAUUUUUCGAUUCUCCCAAAGAUGAUUCGCAGUGGCAAUCUCCUUCUUCAACCCCACUGUCAUCAUCAGAGCUUCAAGAAUCCCCAGCUUUCUUUCCUCAACUCUCCCAAGCACAAUCUUCAAUUCCAUUCACUCUUUCCUCAUUUUCCCAGAAAAUCUUUCAUUUUUCCAGGUGGGAAUUCAAGAUUAUUUGUUAGCAGAUGUGUAUCAGAGAAUCCAUCUGAUUCUAUUAGCCCAGAGACAUUUCCUUGCUAUUCUCCAGACUCAUCUCAGAUAUUCAGGACAAAGGAGAGGUCUUUAGUGACAGUGUUGAAGGGUGCAAACUCCAUUUUGCCACAUGUGGUUCUUGGUAGUACCAUUUUGGCCCUUGUAUAUCCACCUUCUUUCACAUGGUUUACCAGCAGGUACUACUCCCCGGCGUUGGGGUUCUUGAUGUUUGCAGUCGGAGUCAAUUCAAACGAAAAUGAUUUCUUACAAGCAAUCAACAGACCUGCUGCCAUUUUGGCAGGGUAUUUCGGUCAAUUCGCGGUGAAGCCCCUCCUCGGGUAUCUAUUCGGCACAAUUGCAAUAACAGCCUUUGGUCUCCCAACUUCCUUAGCCGCAGGACUGAUGUUGACUUCAUGUGUGAGUGGCGCGCAGCUCUCCAAUUACGCCACGUUUCUAACGGACCCAUCAAUGGCCCCACUCAGCAUUGUGAUGACUUCGUUGUCCACUGCAUCCGCGGUUCUUGUCACGCCCUUAUUGUCAUUAUUGCUCAUUGGCAAAAGAUUGCCAGUUGAUGUCAAGGGAAUGAUUUCCAACAUCACCCAGAUUGUGGUUUUUCCUAUUGCAGCUGGGCUGCUUCUUAAAAGAUUAUUUCCCGCGAUUUGUAAUGCCAUUAUGCCGUUUUUGCCCCCAAUGUCGGUUUUGGUGACGUCCCUAUGCGUUGGAGCUCCGCUUGCCAUCAACAUACGGUCCGUGGUUUCCCCUUCCGGGCUAUCUGUUCUGUUGCUCGUGGUCGCGUUUCAUGUUUCGGCUUUUGUUUCCGGUUAUGCCCUUGCGGGCGUUGCCUUUGGGGAUGCACCCGACGCGAAAGCCCUCCAGAGAACACUUUCGUAUGAAACAGGAAUGCAGAGUAGUCUUCUUGCUCUUGCCCUUGCAAAUAAGUUUUUUCAAGAUCCUCUUGUUGGCGUCCCUCCGGCUAUAUCGGUUGUAAUAAUGUCAUUAAUGGGCUUCACACUUGUGAUGGUUUGGGCUAAGAACAAAAGAGCUCAUGUUUGAUAAGAAUCUUGGCCCAAUUAUAUACUAAGUGGACUUCUCUUCUUCUGGACUGCUUUAUCUAUAGCCCAUGACUCGCUGGGUUGGUUCUACUACUAUCAGCAGAUCUAAUUGGACCGGGUGGGUGAAUUUAAAGCCCAAUGUAAUUCCUAAAACCCACUGUAACUUACACAUGUCAAUUUUUUGAAUUAUUUUUUCGAUUUUUUAGUUAUUUUUUUAUUUGAAAAAAUAAAAAAUUACUUAUCUCACU
Cuscuta campestris is the source of this 1558-nucleotide messenger RNA. The record is from the annotation of a GenBank genome assembly. Lineage: Eukaryota; Viridiplantae; Streptophyta; Magnoliopsida; Solanales; Convolvulaceae.